AUGUCCUCAUUGAGUCUCCCGGAGUUGCUUAGCCGCGCCUUGGCCACGGCACUGACAACAAGAUCACCCCUUGUAUUUCAUUCUUUGAGGAAAACAAGUUCUUCUCCAGGAAAAAAGUUGGAACUAAUCAAACAAUCACUGAAGAAGCCAAAGUUACCAGAAGGUUGUUUUGAUGCGCCCGAAAAUUCCCACUUCGAGAAGGAACCACUGGAAAAGUUUCCAGAUGAUAUUAAUCCAGUUACCAAAGAAAAAGGUGGACCCAGGGGCCCAGAACCUACACAAUACAGAGAUGGGGAACAAAAGGGUCGUUGUAUUAAUUUUUAA
Molecule: messenger RNA, 324 nt
Organism: Nycticebus coucang (slow loris)
Lineage: Eukaryota; Metazoa; Chordata; Mammalia; Primates; Lorisidae
Product: succinate dehydrogenase assembly factor 4, mitochondrial-like
Exons: 1
Coding region: 1-324 (107 amino acids)
Biological process (GO): mitochondrial respiratory chain complex II assembly
Cellular component (GO): mitochondrion
Source: RefSeq, a predicted model, not a curated record